Mycena citricolor is the source of this 1398-nucleotide messenger RNA. The record is from the annotation of a GenBank genome assembly. Lineage: Eukaryota; Fungi; Basidiomycota; Agaricomycetes; Agaricales; Mycenaceae.
GCGGCACGCCGCACGUUGAUUCUGAACAAAUAUCUCAAGCCCUGAAUCAAUUGGUAUGUUCGCCAUGCGCCAUGGAACAAUGGAUCUACAGUCGUUUCCAAAAACAUUGCCUAUUCCGUACUCCGAGGCUUCGAAUGACAACUGGGACGUGAUGACAUGGAAACGUUGGCCAUUGUUCGUACCAACUGGAAUUUGCGCGGGCAGCUUUAAAAGCUCACACUUGGUCUUCAUAUGUGGUUACACGACCUCAUGUCUUUCCUCACCGACUUGUGCUUGGAACUGCAGCAGAGCAUCCUCGAACAUCUCUCGGAUAGUCCCGAGGCACUCUCCAGCAUGGCCUUGUCCUGCCAGUCAUUGCACGAACCAGCUACUCGUAUUCUGUGGCGACGAGUGGAGGGAUUCCAACAAAUCGCCUCGUUGUUUCCGGAGGACAAUCCUCUAAGGAUCAGCCCAUUCUCCCUGUCGGAGUACCAGAACUCUCGCGAUUUCACCGACGACGAGUUGGGGAGGAUCUCUCACUACUGCAAUCUCGUCAGACAUGUCGAACGCGUCUACACGGAGGACCUGUGUCUGAUGCUGGAGAAGCUUCCCUCCGACAGGUUCCCUUAUCUGUUCCCAAACCUGCGGUCGAUCGAAUGCCAACAUUUGUGGACUCGUGGAUCCGAUCGUAUCCUCAGCCCGAGCGUUGUGCGGAACUGUUUCACGACGCGCGGAUACCACACGUGGUCAAUUGAUCCCUUCAUGAUCCCGAUCGCCAUUGAAGAAGAGUCCUACCCGGUGCUCACGCAUCUCGAGUUCCAGUUAUUCAACCGGGCCUUCCGCGGAGAGUUCGCGCUGAUCACCCGCUGCCCCAACUUGCAGUAUCUGGAGGUGUUUUCGGCUGACGGACCCAUAAUGAACCAUCUCUCUCAGCUACCCAAUCUGCGCGUGCUGCGCUUCCUGUCUCUGGAGGAGAUGUCGCCCACCUUUGACGCGGUGGCUCCCUUCCCUUCCCUUGUCGAGCUGUUUUUGGGCGAGACCACAGCGCAGAGAGCGACGAGCUUCUUCCGUGCUGUGUCGUCGAGCUCUCUGACCACCAUCCAAGUCGAAUUGAAAGAUGGAAGGAUCUCUUCGGUUUCUCUGGACGCGAUGGUUCAGUCGCUGGUCAACCACCAUUCGAAGAACACCCUGUCCGACCUCGACUUUUUCACGGAGUUUUAUAGGAUGGAAUGUUCUGUCGGAUUGUCUACGAUCCUUCCUUUUCUCCAGCUGCCGAACAUACGAUCGUUCCGUUGGAACAUCCCAUUCGAGGACCACGACGACCGAAUGUGGCCUCGCUGGAUGAAGAUCGAAACUUUUCCUCCCUAUCCUUCGUCCAAUAGCACCAAACCAUACAUAUUAUACAAUCCUCGGCUGUGA